This is a messenger RNA of Capsicum annuum, 4358 nucleotides long. RefSeq names its product polyadenylation and cleavage factor homolog 4. Gene Ontology annotation, molecular function: mRNA binding; RNA polymerase II complex binding. Gene Ontology annotation, cellular component: mRNA cleavage factor complex; cytoplasm. Bases 433 to 3462 code for a protein of 1009 amino acids. The record is from RefSeq and is a predicted model, not a curated record. NCBI's taxonomy places the organism in Eukaryota, Viridiplantae, Streptophyta, Magnoliopsida, Solanales, Solanaceae. Gene Ontology annotation, biological process: termination of RNA polymerase II transcription. The transcript is spliced from 7 exons.
CCUCUCCCUUCAACCAAUUUACCAAACACCCCCUACCCCUACGCCUACCCCCCCCCCCACGCCCUCACUGCCCCGACCCAUAUAUACAUACCAUCUACACUUCUCCCCAAAAUAAAUCAAAAACCCUAUCUCCCCCUCUCAAUUACACCUCCAAAAUCCCCCAAAAUAAAAAAUCCAGCUCAAUUUUUGUGUGUAUGUGUGUAUAUAUUUUUUACUUCAUACAUGUAAAAGAUCAGAUUUGUUUCUAUUAUUCGCACAUUUAUUCUUGAAAUCUACAUGAAAUUAGCAAUAACUAGUGAUUUUUAUUUUUAUUUUUUUACUUUUUUUUUUUAAAGCAAUUUUGAAUGUAACCCAUGUAAAAUAGUUCAAAUUUAGGGUUAGGGUUAGGGUUACGGUUCUAGUUUGUUUUAUCGAAGAUUUUUGAUCAAAGUGAUGGAAAUGGAAGGUUCUAGAAGACCAUUUGAUAGAUCAAGAUUGGAACCGGGACCUAAAAAACCACGAUUAAUCGAAACCCCCCAAAUUGGAAAUGAACGCGAGCGCGGUUCUAAUGGGCGUAAUAGUUUUAUUCCUCAACGAACAGUAGCAACAGCAGCUCAACAACACGAGGAGUUAGUGAAUCAGUAUAAGACGGCGUUAACUGAAUUGACAUUUAAUUCGAAGCCAAUAAUAACGAAUUUGACUAUUAUUGCUGGUGAGAAUUUGCAAGCUGCUAAGGCAAUUGCUGCUACUAUCUGCAACAAUAUUAUUGAGGUUCCUAUCGAGCAAAAACUGCCAUCUCUAUAUCUUUUGGACAGCAUUGUGAAGAACAUUGGGCGGGAUUAUAUUAAGUAUUUUGCCACCAGGCUACCUGAGGUUUUCUGCAAAGCAUAUAGACAGGUUGAACCUUCAGUACAUCCAGGGAUGCGGCAUCUUUUUGGAACCUGGAAAGGAGUAUUUCCCCCUCAACAACUCCAAUUAAUUGAGAAGGAGCUCGGAUUUGCGACUGGUGUCAAUGGCUCUUCAUCAGGGACAUCUAGGCCUGAUCCACAGGCUCAACGACCUGCACAUAGCAUUCAUGUAAAUCCGAAAUAUCUGGAGGCGCGGCAACGCCUACAGCAGUCAACCAGGCCAAAAGGAGCAGUCAGUGACAUCAAUGUAAAUGAGGAUGUAGAGAGACCAGAGAGAACAACCAGUGUUAGUUCUGGAAGAUCAUGGAUUGAUCCUUCUAUUAAGCGUGCUCAGAAAGAUAAGUUGAAUGAGCAUGUUCCUGAGAAAGCUAUCACUGCAGCGUAUGGAGAUUCAGAUUAUGUUUCUGAUCUGCCGAGACGUUCUGCCUUUGGAGUAGGAAGAGGAGGUGAAAGAUUUAAAGAACAGGGGUUUGAUAAACCUUGGUAUGAUUCUGGAACUGGUAAAAUAUUGAGCCAAAGAAGUGGCUUGGACAUUAAGCAUGGUUUCCAAAGUAUAGCCCAAAAAUCUUCAACCUCUGAUGCACAUCCACAACUGAUGCAGUCCUUACCAAAUAGGAGCUGGAAGAAUUCUGAGGAAGAGGAGUACAUGUGGGAUGAUGUAAAUAGUGCAGCUAAAGACCGGUGGGCAUCUGAGGAUUCAGAUAAAUCUGACUUAGAGAAUCAACUAAGGAGACCACAAAGCACAAGGGAGGUUGGGUUAAGGGCUGAUAGUGAAGCCUCAGCUGAUUCUCUCUCUGCUGAAGAGAGAGGGCCAGCUUCUUUUGUGAAUCAAAUGUCAGCAAUGUGGUCCAGAGAAUCACCUUCUUUAGAUGGAGCUAGGCAUUCUGCUUCUGUUCAAGGUGCUCCAGUUCAUCCAGAAGGCUAUCAAACUUCUUUCGGUGGGUUGCCAAAAGCUACAAAUUCAAUAGGUAGGGCAUCUUACAAGUUACAGACAGGUUCAGUCCAUGUUGGUGCGCCAAAUUUUGUGCCGGUGAAUGCUACUCUGGAAUCCAGGGAUUCCAUAGUGCAACAGGGAGAGACACUCAGAGCUGCCUCUCCCUCUGCUCAGUCACCAAUGCAUCAGCGUCCUCCAUCCCCGUCACUCAUUACAAGCAACACUAAUCAAAUAGUUAACAGUCUUGGUGAGCAGUACCAGACGCAAAUCAGUUCUCGUUCUGAUCCAAGACUAUCCCAAUUCUCAAGGAGGUCAAAUUUAGAUCCCCGUAAUCAGUUUGUCCAGGAAUCUCUGGCAAUGCCAUCUCGGAAUACGGUGUCAGUUAAUUCACAAAGACAACAGCCUCCAGGUUUGCAGAAUUCGUCUGCCUUGGCUUCUUCUCAUCAGUUGAGACAUAGUGUAAAGCAGGAAAGCCUGGAAUCUGAAUAUUCUGGUCAAACCCAGACAACAGUUCCUCAGAUUUCAGGUUUUCCUGAUUCCUCUAGCACUAGCAGUUUGUUGGCUGCUGUUUUAAAGAGCGGAGUCAUUGGUAGUAAAUCAAGUUCUGGUACUACACUGAGUUCUCUUGAUAAGGGUGCUCUGUCAUCCCUAGCCAGUGCACAGCCUCUUCUCACCCAGUUCUCCCCAUCUGGACCCAGGAUCCCACCAGCCUCUAAUUCUAGUCUAUCGUUGGACAGAAAUGCCUCAAAGCCUCCAAAUUAUUCCCAGAGAAAUGUAGAACAUCCACCAUUGCCACCUGGGCCACCUCCAACUCUUGGAGGGAGUGCAUUGUUGCUUCCUUCAAAUGCGCCAAAUACUGCUUCCAGCCCUCUAUCAAGUAUUUUGAGUACAUUGGUGGCGAAGGGAUUGAUAUCUGCAUCAAAGGAGGAGCCACCUACUUAUGCUCCUUCAGAUACACCUCCUCAAAUUCAGAACCUUAUUCCACCUGCAAGAUCCAUUUCAACUCCUGCUUCAUCUGCUCCAAUAUCCUCAUCUGCUCCUUCCUCAGCUUCCAAGGAUGAGCUUUCUCUCUCAAAACCACUCGCUGAAGCUCCUAAGGCCUUACUUCAGUCCGCGAAGGAAGAGAUAAAAAGUCUCAUUGGGCUUGCAUUUAAGCCAGAUGUGAUUCGGAAGUCCCAUCCUGCUAUGAUCAGUGAACUGCUUGAUGACAUUCCACAUCAGUGUGGCAUAUGCGGUUUUGGACUUAAACUCCAAGAGAAACUUGAUAGACACUUGGAGUGGCAUUCAUCAAGAAAUCCAGACGUCAAACUGUUGAAUAAUUCAAGGAAGUGGUAUUUGAAUUCUGGGGAGUGGAUUGCUGGAUUUGGUGGCGUCCCUUGUGGUGAUAAGUGCAAAGGACCAGAUGGAGAUUCUAGUGAAGCAUCAGAAUGUACUGAGGCAAUGGUUCUUGCAGAUGAAAGUCAAUGUGUGUGUGUUUUGUGUGGUGAGUUUUUUGAAGACUUUUACAGCGAAGAAAGUGAUGAAUGGAUGUUCAAAGAUGCUGUUUACAUGAGUAUUCCAAGUGAGAGUGAUUGUCAGGGUCCGAUAGUCCACAAGAACUGUAUUUCAGAAACUUCCUGUCAAGAGUUGGGGCUUGCCUAGGUGUUGGAUGCUUGAUGUUUGUUCUGUUAAUCGAAGAUAACCAGGUUCAUUUUGAAUUACUUGUAAUGCUUAUACAUCAUCUUGUUAAAGCCUCUCUCCCAUACUUUUGUUUGUAAUGACGAUGAAAUGGAAAUUGUAGAUGCUAGAACAGUUUGCGCGUCACAUGUUCCACACUUUGAUAUUUUCUGUCCACUUACAUUAUCCUCAGCGACGUUUUCAGUUUCAGUUACUGAUGCUGUUGAACAAAAAUCAUCCAGCAAGCUAUACUGAGUGUGCAUCAGUUUGUUAUCUUGAGGCUCUUUUAGGUUUGGUUAAAGUACAUUAAAGGAUAGAACUUUUACCAAUUAUCUAGCGUCAGCAGUGUUGUCCCUUUUCAGCUCUCGGACAGUAGGGCUAAUCUUAGAUGAUAGGUAUUUCCAGAUUUUGAUGGAAGUUCUUGGUUUAUCGGGAUGUGUAAUUCAUAGCCUGUAUGUUUUCAUAAGUCCUUAGUUUUUACUUUCUAGUAUAAAGUAGGUGUUUCUUGAAGCUGUCGACUGAGCACAUUUGCGCUUGUUGCUGCUCAAGCUGAUGAGGAUCUUUACAGACAACCAACUUCUGUGGAAUUUGUCAUUGUGAAAUUUUAUGCUCAACACUAUAAUCCUCAGUUUACUUUCUCUUGCUGCAUAUUAAAUGGCCGCGAAUUUGGAAUCGUGGCAUUAGGAAGAGAAAAAGGGGAUCAAACUUGUAUUGAUCGUGCAUCGCUCCGCCUCAUUGUCAUCCCUCUUCUUAUGAGCAAACUUCUUGUGUCAACAAGAUUUGUUUCAAAGCGAUUGUAAAGGGUUGACACUAUAAACCUUUAGUUUGAACUUUGAAUUUUGUUCUUAGUGAAUUUUAAUGUUGUCUUAAGUUGGGGGCUC